UGAUGUUUAAGAAACUUAUCUGUUUCUGCCUGGUGGUAGCGAUUGUUCGCAGCGAUCCAACGGAAGAAGACCCCAGCCCCAUAGAAACACUUCCCACCAUAUCAUGGAGCGUGAACCCAGCCUUAGAACAAUUAUAUAAAAAUGAAGCAAACCUCAAGAAUAAAGGAAUAUCUCUUCGUUCGUCGGGCUCGCUUUUCGGACUCGGGAUUGGUGCAAAUCUGCUAGGAGUCCACGCAGGCGCUGGUAUAGGCCAUGGCCGUGGAGGCUAUGGUGAUAUGGGCCAAGGGUUUGUUGGCAAACCUCCGGGAAGCCAAUAUCCACAAUAUCCACAGAAUCCCUUCCCCCAAAUACCAAUAUCCCAAUAUCCAUACCCUACGUAUAUGCAACCACAACCAUACUACCUCCCAGCAGCUCAUGCACAAUAUUGAAAGCCUCAAGGGAUACCACCAGCGACAUCUCCUACUUGUUACACUACCCUUGCACAUAGAUCGAUUUUAGUUGGAUGGGAUC
This is a messenger RNA of Homalodisca vitripennis (glassy-winged sharpshooter), 510 nucleotides long. RefSeq lists its product as uncharacterized. The record is from RefSeq and is a predicted model, not a curated record. NCBI's taxonomy places the organism in Eukaryota, Metazoa, Arthropoda, Insecta, Hemiptera, Cicadellidae. The transcript is spliced from 2 exons. The coding region runs from base 3 to 428 and encodes 141 amino acids.